Messenger RNA from Nothobranchius furzeri (turquoise killifish), 3556 nucleotides. It is a transcript of the gene bpnt2, whose product is annotated as 3'(2'), 5'-bisphosphate nucleotidase 2. The record is from RefSeq and is a predicted model, not a curated record. Gene Ontology annotation, molecular function: 3'-nucleotidase activity. NCBI's taxonomy places the organism in Eukaryota, Metazoa, Chordata, Actinopteri, Cyprinodontiformes, Nothobranchiidae. Gene Ontology annotation, cellular component: endomembrane system. Gene Ontology annotation, biological process: phosphatidylinositol phosphate biosynthetic process.
GAUGGCAGUCUAAUCCGGAAGUGGAACUGAAGUGUUAUUUGUACGUCGCUGGGGGAAAAUGACAGAACAGAGAUGUGAUUGUUCUGUUCUGCCUUCGACACAAGUGGACUGUUGGCUCAUAUCAGCGAGUUAACGGUGAAGAUAAGGAGCCGCCAAGCUGUCCGAGACACGGAAUGUUGAGUCGAACGGAGUCAGCUUUUUCGUGAAUCUCACGACGCUGCGGGGCUGGUUAACUACCAGAAACCAGCCUGUGGUUGGUGUUUCUCUUCUUUUCAGCUCGCAUUGUUCGGACUGUUCAGAUAUUUUUUCGUAAAGCUGCUCAAUCGGUUUGAAGCGACACCGGUGAUUGAGACGGACACGUCAGCUAUCCGUAUUCCUCGACACUAGCACGAGAGUCUUCCACAGGUAACCAUGGCUCCAAUGGGUAUCCGGCUGUCACCUCUCGGUGUGGCCGUGUUCUGCCUGCUUGGACUCGGUGUCAUCUACCACUUAUAUGCCGGAGUCCUCUCCAACCGCAUUUCUUUUUUCAGGCAGCCGAAGAAGGUGGAUCUGACAGACCUGCUGGCUGUCUCAAUUGAAGCUGCAAGAAUGGGUGGUAUAGAGGUGAAAAAAGUUCGUGAUGAUAACACUCUGGAGGAGAAGGCGAAGGGUGAGACGAGAGAGGGAGCCAAAGAGCUUCUGACUCAAGGCGACAUGCACUCUCACAGAAAGAUGUUUAACUUCAUAAAGAACACGUUUCCUGACAUCACGGUUCACAGUGAGGAACGCGACAACAGCGCAGACUCGGUUAGCUGGAACCAGGAGAUUCCAGCUGAUAUCCUAACCAAGGUCAAAAAAGGUCACGAUGUUCCUGCUGAGAGCAUCACUGUUUGGAUCGAUCCUCUGGAUGCAACUCAGGAGUACACAGAAAACUUGGUUAAGUUUGUAACCACUAUGGUGUGUGUAGCUGUCGACGGUAAACCUGUUAUUGGGGUCAUACACCAGCCAUUCACGGACUUUACUGCCUGGGGCUUUGUGGAUCAGGGAUCAAACAUGCGACCCAGGAAGUCCUACAGCAUCGUCUCGCCAAAGGUGAUCGUAUCACGCUCUCAUUCUGGAGAAGUCAAGAACCUUGCCAGGAACGCUUUUGGAAACACAACAGUAAUCCCAGCCGGCGGAGCAGGAUACAAGGUCCUGUCACUGUUGGAGAUGCCUUCAAAUGAAGAAAACAAUAUUGAUCAAGCAGAUGUUUACAUCCACAUCACCUUUAUUAAGAAAUGGGACAUUUGUGCUGGUGCUGCACUAUUGAAGUCACUUGGAGGUCACAUGACCACUCUGAAGGGAGAGGACAUCGACUACAGUGGAACUCCUCUCAAUACAGGUGGGCUAGUGGCCACUGUAGGUUUGGAUCACAAGGCUGUCCUGGAGAAACUACCGGAGUGGGACCCUGAAAAGCACUGAGACACAAAAACACAGAAUCGCUGGAGGCUGAGCCGCCCUGUGGUGAUGCUGCAGCCAUUUCCUGUUCCUACAAACUGACUCUGAACAUUAAAGACAUGCGGGGUUGGGUUUCACCAACAUGGGCAGGACAGUGGAUCCGCACAACAGCUCUGAAUUCACACGCUUGCAUCAGCUUGGAGACAUGCCACAUCCUCAAGAACUUAUCUAAAAACACACACAGUGACCGACUUCCUCUCCUUUUACAACCUAAAACUCUAUUAAACAGGUUAUUCCAAAAAGACAUCAUCUUUCAUUACUCAUUCUUAAACUAGACUCUUUGAGCUCAAACAAGUAAAAUAAUAAAGUAAUUUAGAAAUGAUUCGCCAAGUUAAAACAAAGCUCUGAGGGUGAUCGAGUCUCCCUCAGCUGAACACUGAUUACAUCACAUGCUCCGUUUAAUAACAACUUAUAGGAACAGACAUUUUUUCUAGAUGCCAUCAUACUCUUUAUUUAUUUCCCCCGACAUGAAUGAAGCACAAUUUAUCUACUAGAACUGUCUGCAAAGCGGUGAAGCAGCGUGGGUGCUGCAGGACUCGGUAGUGGCGAGAAACGAGGUGGAUCUUCUGUGUUUAUCCUGAACUUAAACACUGGACACACUUUUCCUUUUGGAGCGACUCUUCAAGCAAAAGAGUUUGAUGCCUUUGGAAUCAUCUUCCUUUUAAUUCAGCAACGACCCAAUCACGAGGCAGAAUCCAAGCUGGAGCCCAGUUCAGUAUCCUUUCAUGUCUUCUAAAGUCCAGACAACAAGCCGGUGUCCUCUCCUGAGCAUGCACACAUCCUGUGAAAUGUGCCGUUUCAUUUUAGAUUUCUACUAAAAGGAAGUUUAGAUACUGUUGGACACUUCUGGAGGGAAAAAGCAACCCUUCUCGUCUGUACUUGAUUAGUUUGAAUGAAAACGUCCCUGAACGGGCGAGCAAGUGUUUCUGAUAACUGCUGUGUGUCGUUCUGCACUGUGAGGCUGUAAUAACGGAGUCCGUUUAACUUGAUCCAGUGAAAUUAGACUUUGCUUUUUGGGUUUUGAACCAUAAAAACACUGCAAGAAAACCCAGCUAUAAUCAGAAAUGAAAACCAUGUCUAAUUUGCUGCAUUUAGCUUCUUAUUUGCUAAAUUUAGCUUUUAGAAUUUGAGUGCCUUUGAUUUGGGAGCAAAACUGGUCAGUUACUAUGGUGAUACGGAUAGGUUUGAAAAUUGAGUUGGAUAUAAAAACAUAAGUUAAAUAAAUAAUAAAUAAAUAAAUAUAUUUGAGAGGUGAGGAGACAGGAUGUUAAAAACACUUUGGAGACUUUUUCUGUGUAAUUGUUUUGCAUGGAGGUGUGUUGUAGGCUCUUCUUUUUUUAAACGUGUUGAGUCUGAAAACUGCAAAUUUCAGAACGAACGCAAAAAAUAAGAUGAAUGCUUCUCAUCCUCUUGUCAAAACUCCCGGCUGCAGAAUUUCCAAUCGCCAAAGAAAAUGCUGCAAAUGUGAAUUGUGUGUCCUGGUUUUUGAAAAAGUGAACUGAUGUUCACCUACGUCUCAGAGUUCAUCUACAGAAAAAGCACAGAUGAAACGGUUCCACACACGUAGUUGAGCCAGUGCUCUAAGUAUGUUGGUAGCUUUCUAGUGUUUAUUUCUAGAAUCGACAAAACUGCCUGUGAUUCCUCCUUUGGGACUCCUUUAACACAUCUCAUGCUUCCAUGUUUGCUUCUGUUCUGCAUGGCUAAUCUCACAUCCUCGUCUACCUCUCCACCCAGGGUGAACUCGUUUAACUGUCGGGACACGUGAUCCACACGUGUUGCUUUUGUAUGUUUGCAUUGCAAGAUGUGACAUUUAGGAUCAGUAACUGCUAAAACAAAAGCUAAUCUUUCUGAUCAUGAAAAAUGACUGCGCUUAAAAUCAAUCCUGCCUUAAAGCAGCAGAGCGGUAGGUAGAGGCCUUCAGAACAACCUUUUUUAAGUUAAAGAUGUUUCAUAGAAAAAUGUGAACCAAUUCAAACAGAUUCAGUUCCUUUGAUAAACAGCUUGUUGUGCAGCUUCUCUGUGACGUUCAUCCUGCUUCUGCUGUGAAUUUCCAAUAAACCGUGCGUGCAUGAUGCUACAA